GCCAGACUGAAUCCAAGCAGUAAUAACCCACCGCUCACGAUGCCACCUCCCAGAGUGCAACCAGUCGAGUAUCACGACCUCGCCAGUCGCUCGUCCAUCGACUCAUUUGCCUCAGUCUCCGACUGGGAGCAAGCUGGGCUGGUUCUUCCUAGCAGUCGAUCGCAUCGUUCCUUCUGGCGCAAGUUGUGCAGAUCCACUCCUACUCCUUGGCAACUCCAGCGUGCGAGACCACGUCGCUUUGCUUCACCUCGCUGGUCCUCCAUCCGACAACUGUUUCGAAUAGCACUGAGCUUUUUAAUCGUUCUGAUCAGCUGCACCGGUCUCAUCUUCCCCUCUUACACGCGACUGCCGCCCCAUUACCGAUCGGUGGUCGAGCAAGCCACGCAGUCCGGCCAGCAUGGCCGCGGCAACCCGCGCAACGAGCGCAUCUUCAUCGCAGCCAUUCUCUACGACCCUGAGGGCACAAUCGCGGGCGGCAGGUGGGGCGAGUCUCUCCUGCAGCUGAUCGACCUUGUCGGCGAAGACAACGUCUUCCUCAGCAUCUAUGAAAACGACAGCGGCGGGCAAGGCGAACAAGCGCUCCGGCACCUGGAGGACCGCGUCGCAUGCAACAAAUCCAUCCAGUCCGACCUGCAUCUCGACCUGAGCACGUUUUCCCGGGUCACUGUCCCAGGGGGUGCCCAACGCAUCAAGCGCACCGAUUACCUGGCCGAGCUACGUAACCGUGCCCUGCGCCCGCUGGAUGGCCCCGCAACCCAGCCCUACGAUCGCAUUCUAUACCUCAACGACGUCAUCUUCGACCCCAUCGACGCAGUGCAACUGCUCUUCUCCACAAAUGCUGCCCAUGCACCCGACGGCGUGGCCCGGUACCGCGCCGCGUGCGCCGUGGACUUCAUCAACCCGUUCAAGUUCUACGACACCUACGCCACGCGCGAUCUGGAAGGAUACGGGAUCGGCCUGCAAUUCUAUCCGUGGUUCAGCACGGCCGGCCACGCCCGCAGUCGGCAGGACGUGCUGGCACAGAAGGACGCGGUGCGUGUGCGCAGCUGCUGGGGUGGCAUGGUCGCCUUCAACGCGACGUACUUCCAGCGCCAUGACCAUCCUGUGCGGUUUCGCGCGGAUAGCGACUUGUUCUACGACGGGUCCGAGUGCUGCAUCAUUCACGCAGACUUGCAGGAUUCCCCAGCAGCAGCCGCAGGAAGGGUGGAUGAUCUGACUGACUCCGGGGUGUAUAUGAACCCCUAUGUGCGGACGGCGUACACGGAGCGGAGCUUCCGGUGGCUGCGCACGACGCGGCGCUUCGAGCGGCUGUACUCGCUGGUGCACGGGAUCGUGAGUCGCUUGGCCGGCUUUCCACGGUUCAAUCCGCGGAGGACGGAGAUCGCUGGAGAGGUGGUGCGUGAGAGGAUGUGGGUGCCGGAUGCGAGGCAUUCCAAUGGAGGAUCGUACCAGACGGUUGAGCGGGUGGCGGAUAACGACGGUUUCUGUGGUGACGGAUUCGGUGGGAGACGGGGGUUACAGCUCAUCCGAGAAAAUCGUCAGGCGGGCGAGGACGGAUGGGAGGAGAUUCCUGUGCCUGUUGCAUAGUGUUCAAUGCCGUGGAUAAUUAAAUGCA
Aspergillus fijiensis CBS 313.89 is the source of this 1615-nucleotide messenger RNA. Its product is annotated as glycosyltransferase family 69 protein. The coding region runs from base 40 to 1587 and encodes 515 amino acids. NCBI's taxonomy places the organism in Eukaryota, Fungi, Ascomycota, Eurotiomycetes, Eurotiales, Aspergillaceae. The record is from RefSeq and is a predicted model, not a curated record. The transcript has a single exon.